AUGACGGAAUUGAGCAACAUGAAGCGAGAACAUCUGAAGACAGGAUGGUUGCGAGGGCAAAUGGGAAGUGCUAGAGGUGAUGAUAGGGGCUUGUCCUUUGUGAAAGGACAUGUGCUUCUCAUGCCAAGUGUGGGACAGGUGACUAUAAAUGCAAAAUUUGACAAAGACAUUUACCUCCCAGAGGACGCCGAGUUUUACUUUGUUUAUGAUGGAUCCCUGAAGAGGCACAUAAUGUUUGCUGCGCGAGUUAGUGACAAUGCUCUUCAGUCCCUUGUUCCAGGCCAUGGAUGCCAAGAAACAGUUUCUGUCUCUGUGUUAAUGUACACAAGGGGAUACUCGCCUGUGGUCCUCGGCAGCUGUCCUGUCACUUACAGAGAGAAUCUGUCUUGCAAGUUGUCUCGCUUUCUGGUUGAUCACGCAAAAUGUGUCACUGCCACUAGUCACAAGAUGUUGCUGGAUAAGUUUGGGCUAAGGAUAAAAGAUCUGCAGUCCCUGGAUAAUGAUUUGAUGAUGGCUGUUGCUCAUGAAGAAUUGCCAUCGACCUGGAACAUCCUUGGAAGCUCCUCAGAAGGUGAGCCGAAACAUAAAGAAACUCUUCUCCACCUUGUAAUGAAAUUGGGGUUGGUUAAGCUUUCGCAGUUCUUAGCAGCCCAGCCUGGAGGGUCAUCAGCAUUAGCAUUACCUAAUGAGGAUGGAGCAACACCAUUAGAUUUGGCUUUACAAAACGGGCACUCCAAACUUGUUGAGGUCUUCACAAAUUCCCAGGGCGGUCACUCACCUGACAUUUCAAGAGCGGAGAUCAGCGACGGUGCUUGUGUGCAGUUUGUUCAUUCAUCAGGAGCUCUGACUCUGACAUUUAGCCACACUGCACAGCACUUGCUGGAGUCAGAUAUUAAGCUCUUCAGAAAAUACUUCUGGGACAGACCUCUUCUUUACCAGAGUAUUAAUUCAAAACAAGUUGAGACAGUGGAAGGUCCAAAAAUGCUCUGCAGUACAGCAAGCUCUGUAGAAGGUCCUGUGAACUUGGCAUCUGAUGAAUUGUGCCAGGAUGAUAUGAAGCCUUUCCGAGACUCUGUGGUUCCUGCUAAAGAAAAUGAAGAUCAUGUCCUGUUGAGCAUAGAGCAGAGACAGUCUACCCUUGAUGUUCUCAGGAAACUCAAGGCUCCACCUACUUUGUUUGCUGCAACCAGACUUUCUGCCAUGCUGAGUGGAAGUGGUGAAGUAUAUGCAAACUGCAUGGUAGUAGAUCAAGCUGGAGAUUUAAAGGCUAGCUAUGUUCAUGGAGAUGGUGUCAGCAGUGAAACAUGUCUGAAUCCCACCAACUCAAUCCCGAUGUCUAAGAGCUCUUCAUCUCCCUCCCUUGAGGAGAAUGACCAAUAUAUAUAUGAUCCAAAUGAAGGAAAUCAAAGGCCAGUGAAGAAUGGAGAAAAUGCAGGUUUAAUACAUACUGUUUCACCUUCUGAUCCAUAUGGAGCAGAUUCAUACCUUCCAUUCAAAAGCCAUGGUUUUAUUAAGGAUCGGGGCCAACUUUAUGCUGAUGUGAAGAAAAGAAGCAUCUUCCUUGAAGUAUCUGAGGUGAUGUGGCAAGUUACUCAGCAGAUCUUUAAACCAGCUUUUUAUGUCAGAAAAAUUCCCCAGGGAGGCAGGUACCUGUGUGGAACAAAACAUUUCAUUUUAAGGGAGAUGCUGAACAUGGGUCUGAAAAUCAUCCUCCAGAAGUGGCUGACUGUGGUGGGAGUCUGCAUGAUCGUGGGUGAUGCAAAUGUCUGUAUCGCAGAUCCGCAAGGUUGGGAUGGAUCGUUACUAGAAUUCAUGGGAAUUAAAGACUUCAUUGUCUGCUUCAGUUCAAGUCUCGAUGACCUUGAAGUAGACGGUGGAAGUGGAGGUGUUUCGGACAGAUCCCACAUUCACUACCCUCCCCUCGGCUCUUCAGAGGCCAUGACUUGUGGCAGAGAUGGAUUGGACUUAUCUAUCAGUCUGCAGCCCAAGGAAUGCACAGUGUCUGGGAUUCGGUCACGCUCCUAUUCCUGCUCCUCGCCCAAAGGUUUAUUAGGAAGACCUUGCAUUCCUCGAGACUUCGCAGUUGGGGAUUUGAAUGAAGAUGGUGUGCUCGUGAACAGUGGUCGAUCCCUCCUUCAGGCUCUUUCACUCUCUAAGUCAGUGUCUCUGCUCCACCCUUGUAAGCGAGCGUACAGUCUGCCCGAGCAGUCCCGCGAGAAAAGGAUUCAGGAGGAGGAAUGGAAUAAAUACAUUGUACCCUCAAAAAAUGAGUCUGAAAAAUGUAAAGUGAGUCGGACUUUCAGCUUUCUGAUGAACAGAAUGACCAGCACACGGAAUAAGUGCAAGACAAAAAAUAAAGAUACCAAAGAUAAAGAGAAACUGAACAGGCACAAUUUUACAAAUGGGACUUUCUCAGGAGUUAUCCCAUGUAUGGCUUGUGAAAAGGCCCUCCUAGGAAAGGAGUCACUACAGUGCUCUUACUGCAACAUGAUUGUGCAUAAGAGCUGCAAGGAGUGUGCUCCUGUGUGCACCAAGAAAUCCCAGGAGAGGUACCAUAAUAAAAACAAACCCCAAGCCGGUGUUACAAAUUCCCUGCCUGGAGACAUUUCACAGAUGGUGCUCUCCCCGGUGCUUUCUUCCUCUGUGCCUGUCGGAUUGUCUGCUGGAAGGAGGGAAGGCUCGCCACAGCCCCACUUCUUGUCCAAAAGUGUCCCCAGUGCCAGUUUUGAAAGAAGACCUACACCGUUUUCUGAACAAGACUCUGAGACUAGCACCUGGAGGCCCAAGUCACGGUCUGAAGAGAUGUUACAAGCAUUAGGGACCUUUUCUUCAAUGGAUUCUUUUAUGAUGGAAGAUGAUGUGGAUUUGUCUCAGUGGACUGAUCUCCGCACAGAUGCACAAGAGUUUGAGGCAGAGUCCUGGAGUCUUGUUGUGGAUCCAGUGUUCUGUAGCAAGCAAGAAAAGGAUGUCAUCAAGAGGCAGGAUGUCAUUUUUGAGCUGAUGCAAACAGAAGUGCAUCACAUCCAUACCCUGUUCAUUAUGUCUGAAAUAUUCAGGAGAGGGAUGAAGGAAGAACUGCAGCUGGACCACAGCACAGUGGACAGAAUAUUCCCCUGCUUAGAUGAGCUACUGGAGAUGCACAGGCAAUUCUUCUGCAGAAUGAAGGAGAGACGGCAGGAAUCAUGUGAGGCAGGGAGCGAACGUAAUUUUGUCAUCAGCAGAAUUGGAGACAUCCUUGUGCAGCAGUUUUCAGAGGAAAAUGCAACUAAAAUGAAGAAAAUAUACGGAGAGUUUUGCAGCCAUCAAAAAGAAGCUGUUAAUCUCUUUAAAGAGUUGCAACAAAACAAGAAGUUCCAGAAUUUUAUUAAACUGAGAAAUAGUAACCUGUUGGCGCGACGCCGAGGAAUCCCUGAGUGCAUUUUGCUCGUCACCCAGCGAAUCACCAAAUACCCUGUUCUGGUUGAAAGGAUAUUGCAAUACUCAAAAGAAGGAACAGCAGAACAUAAAGACCUGUGCAAAGCCCUUCGUCUAAUUAAGGACAUGAUUGCAGCAGUAGAUUUGAAAGUGAAUGAAUAUGAAAAAAAGCAAAAGCUGUUGGAAAUUCUCAGUAGAACUGAAAACAAAACAUACACAAAGCUGAAAAAUGGCCAUGUUUUUAGGAAGCAAGACUUGAUGAGGAAAGAGAGGAUGAUACUUCAUGAAGGUUUAGUGUACUGGAAGACAGCGACUGGUCGUUUCAAAGAGACAUUAGCUUUGCUUCUAACUGAUGUACUACUGUUCUUACAAGAAAAAGAUCAAAAAUACAUCUUUGCAGCUGUUGACCAGAAGCCUUCCGUUAUCUCCCUUCAGAGGCUCAUAGUAAGAGAAGUGGCCAACGAAGAGAGGGGGAUGUUCCUGAUCAGCGCUUCAUCUGCAGGGCCUGAGAUGUAUGAGGUUCAUACCAACUCCAAAGAGGAACGUAACAACUGGAUGAGGCAUAUUCAAGAUGCAGUGGAAAGUUGUCCAGAGGAAGAAGAAGAAGGAAAAAUGAGUGAAUCUGAUGAGGACAGACGUAUUGCUGAGGCCAAAGCAUCCAGAAUUCAGAAAUGUCAAGAAUUACUGAGUAACCAGGACCAGCAGAUCUGUAGUUAUUUGGAAGAGAAGUUGCAUAUCUAUGCAGAACUGGGAGAUAUGAGUGGGUUUGAGGAUGUUCAUGUAGAACCUCACCUGCUUGUCAAACCUGAUUCUGGAGAAACUCCACAGGCUGCUUCAUUGCUGGCAGCGGCACUCAAAGAAGUUGAAAGUCUCCAUGUUGCUGUAAUGACAUCACAAGUGAGUGAAAAAGACAGAUCACCAGAGGAAAGCAUUGAGGAAUUAAGUGUGAAGCACAGAUGUAGUGCCAGUGAAAUCUUGGAAUCUGUUCCUGGUGAUGCAGAAAUAACAGAAGUUGAAGAAUCAUGUGAAGUUGAUCUCAGUGUUGAAAAGGAAAUGGCAGGUGCCAAUCUAGAGGAUAAGGGAGGAAGUAUGAGUUUCCCAGGAUCUACAGGGACAGAGAUUGUACAAACAAUCCAGAACUUAACCCGUCUCUUGUACAGCAUACAGGCAGCACUAGCUAUCCAGGACAGCCACAGAGAGCUCCGUAGGUUACUUCUGCAAGAGAAUGAGAAGACUGGUCGGGGCCAUGGUUCUCGGCUAAACCUCCUUCUGGAACAAGAAAAAUGCCAGAAUCUGGAAAAACAAAGGGUGGAGCUGGCCAACAUACACAAGCUGAAGCAGCAGUUUCAGCAGGAGCAGCAGCGGUGGCUACGUGAAUGUGACCAGCGGCAGCGGGAGCAGGAGGCAAGGGAGGGCCAGCUGGGGCAGCGGGAGAGGGAGUGCAGGUGCCAGGAGGAGCUGCUGGAGAAGAGCCGACAGGGACUGGCGCUGCAGCUGCAGGAGUACCAGCAGAGCUUGGAGAGGCUCCAGGAGGGCCAGAAAAUGGUGGAGAGAGAAAGAGACAGUGUGAAAAUGCAGAAGAAACUCCUCUGGCACUGGAAGCACGGUCAACAAAGUAGCCUGUUGUCAUCCACAGGGAGCUAUGAGAUAAUGGGACAUAAUCAAUUGGACAGCUUACAUGGCGAAAAUACAUUCUACUUAAAUGAAGCUGUUGUGUAUGUGUCUCUAAGCAGUCUCAACAGAUCAGAUUCUUCUCUCGUUUAUGAGGAUGGUGUGUAUGGGCUGAACAUCUCAAAUUCUGAUAGAGCAAGGACUAGUGAAAAUCAGGUGGACCUCAAAGUGGACACUUCUUGUCAGCCAGCGUUAACCAGUGCACUGUGGAAAUCCACUGGUCCUUACCAGCAGAUGUCUUUUUCCAGCAAAACCAUCAAGGAUGCCUUUAAUAAUGAUCUGAAUGCAUCGCAGACCCAGGGUCCCCAAACAAGCAUUCCAAACGAGGGAUCCAUCCAGCCACCACAGGUAGAUGCACUGCUGCUGAACCACCAGCCUGAGAGCGUCCAAGAUGCAGGAAGUGGAGGCAGAAUAGAAGAGAAGAUUGUUUACCUCUGA
This is a messenger RNA of Haliaeetus leucocephalus (bald eagle), 5523 nucleotides long. It is a transcript of the gene ARHGEF28, whose product is annotated as Rho guanine nucleotide exchange factor (GEF) 28. The transcript is spliced from 38 exons. The coding region runs from base 1 to 5523 and encodes 1840 amino acids. NCBI's taxonomy places the organism in Eukaryota, Metazoa, Chordata, Aves, Accipitriformes, Accipitridae. The record is from RefSeq and is a predicted model, not a curated record. Gene Ontology annotation, molecular function: guanyl-nucleotide exchange factor activity. Gene Ontology annotation, biological process: regulation of Rho protein signal transduction; cell morphogenesis.